AUUAGUUCGACCUAAAAAUUGACCUCAUUCGUUGGCGGUCAAAAAACAUAAACAUUCCUGACUUCUCUGAAGAAAGAGGCUGUGUACUUUUAAACAAGCUUUCGCCACUUUCUUUUUCCAAUUAUUUUACAGAGAAUAUAUAUGAAACUACCAGAAUAAUGUUCCUAUCUGAGAUGAAAAGUUAGUUUAUGGUAUUUUGACAGACCAUGAAUGGUGGUUCAUCUUCUUGCUAUUGUUGUAAGAAAACAGGUAAUGAGAUGGAUGUUGACUCUGCACUGGAUGAGCUUGGGAUGUUGAGUUCCGUAACAAACAGUCGUAAACAGUAUCUCCGCGAACGGAUGAGGACAAGGAGUGAGCCAACAGAAUCUAGGUCACUUCAUAUCUUACAGAUCGAUAAAAGUUAUGUUAGCGACAUUUCCUCUGGAACAUUUGGAACAUUUUAUCCAACUUUAGACCCUGGUGAAAAUAUUGUCGUUGAUCCAAAUUCACCAUCGUCCAGCAGAACUGUAAAUAACGAUCCAUAUCAGGAUACACCUACUUCUUCAAUACCUCGAGCGAAAAUGAAAUUAAUUAAACGGUCACUAGUGAGGAAAAAUCGAUACAAAAAACCUUACGAAGUACCGUGGAGACUUAGCAAUUCUAUGCCAGAAACUGUUAUCCAUCAUGAAGAAAGUGUUCCAGGUCUUUCAAAAUCUAAUUCCGAGUCACCGAUAAAAGGAGUAAAAGUUAAUGAGAAUCUUACAAGAUCUAGGUCAUUAGAAAACAUUGAAUUAGCCAGAACUAGGUUGUUAGAAAUAUUUGAAAAAGUACCAGAUGCUAAAGAGAAACAAGAAUUGGAAAAUGUUUCUAGGAAUUUAGAAAAUAUGCAUGUUUAUGAUCAAGUUAGCUAAUAAUAGGUGUACACUAGGUACUAUUUAACAAAAUUGUUACAGUUGUUGUGUGUGUAAAGUUAAUUUCAGAAAAAAAUCAACUUUGCAAAAAAUAUUUAAGCCUUUACAAUAAAAAUUAUCUUUAAAAAAUAAUUACUGUAAACCAACUUAUUUUUGCGAGCGAUUUAUUUUCGCGACUUUCGCGAGUAGAAAAAUAACACAAAUAUAAAUCGUUGUGAAUAUGUAAACCUCGGAACUUUCCUUAUUAAACCUCAUCAGAAAAUGGCGAAAUUAAAUAGCCCCGAAGUGGUCAAGAAAGGGUAAAACGUGAAAUAAAGUAUCCGCGAAAAUAAGUUGGUUUACAGUAUAUAUAUAAGUAAAAAUUAGGAUUCAAAAACAAACAAAUUCAAACACUGCAUAACAAUUAACACUGUAUCUCAUCAGAGACCAACAUGGGUGGUAUGUAACUGUUGUUGCUUACUGUAAAUUCAGCUGUUUAUCUUUAAUUAUUGUGACAUUUUGAAGAAAGGACAAAAAUCAGGGGUUGAUUAUUUUAAAUUCUUUAAAUGCUGCUUGCAGAUGAGUUGCUUUCGUAAUUUAAAAUGCAUUUUUUCGUAUUGUGAAUAAACAGAUUUUUCAUUAUGUCUUACUCUAGGGUCAAAUUGUUACACAUGAGGUUUUAUUUUUUUACUUUUCUUACAUUAUGAUACUGAUUUGAGUAAGUUGAGAGGUGACCAUGAAGGUUUUCUAAUGAGAAAAAGCAAGACGUAAUCUUUACUCACAUUAAUUGUGAAAUAUACAUCACAUGUAACACAUAGCAUACUUCUAUUUAUUGAAUUAUUUAUGUUUUGGUAAAUCAUAGCCUCAUAUUAACUCCAGAAGAAUACCAAGUUCUAGAACAAAACAUAUAGACAGUUUAAUAAACUAUUCUAGCCAGAAUCAGUUUUCUCCUAAUGAACUUAAAGGACAUAGAGCCUGUGAUGUUUUGAGCAUGCUUCUACUGGUCUUAAAGUAGUCUGUGGUUAAAUACUUGUCUGUGGUGCAUAGACAUUUAUAUAUUUCUACAGAUUCUCUAUCAAAGUUCUGUAAAAAAAAGUCCCCACAACCUGAAGGUAACAGCAAUCUUUUUAACUUAAUUUUGACCCUCUUCCCUCAAAGUUGUCAAACAGUGUAGCUGUCUGAAAUUUUAUAAACAUAACUGUAGUACUUUCCAAUACACAGAUGAUUGAAGAAUAAGAAAACACAAACUUAAAAGAUAAAUCAAGACUAUGUUUCUUUUCAUUCAGAAGUUGUGUUACUAAAAAAAAAUUUUGAGUAGUAUAUUUUGGGUCAUAUUUAAAUGAAAGUAUAUUUAGAGAUUUAAGGUGGUACCUAACACUACAGGGAGAUAACUCUGUAAAGUCAGCUAAACGUUUUAAUUACGUUGUGUUGUAAAAGGAAUAUUUAGCUUCUCAAUGAUCAAAAUUGUUGUUUGUCAAACUGCUAUUUAACCAGUGUAAUUUUUCUGACAAAACGAUUGGUUCAACAUUUUUGAAAUUUGUAUAUACUUGUUUUAGGGUCAAAGUAAAUAAUUUGUCAAAAUUUUAUGAAAAUUAAACGAGCCAAAUUAAUUUUAGUGAAAGUGUUGGGUACCACCUUAAAAAGAUGCAAGUCUUACAAAUCACCAGCAAUUACUCUGAUUCACAACAAGUAACUCUACAUCAGCAAAAGUGAUUUUUGACUUGUGCCUACUGAAUAUAUGCAAAGUGGUAAAUUGUUUAUGCAUUUGCAAUAUGAUCUUUAAUGUACAUGCUCAAUUCAAAUAUUUGAAAUGCAUAUUUCAUGAAUGCAACCCUUUAUAUAUGUAAGUCCAUUGAGGAAUUUGCAAAUAAUUUUGAAGUUUUCAGUGAUGGGGAAAAUUUUAGCAGGAUGGACAUGGCAAAAUUUAAACUGACAUUUAUUUUAAAUUUGGGAUUCUAUAGAUAGUUAUUUAAAAUUAUUAAACUUGUAAGUACUAACAUCGAUAACAACAGGACACACAAUUAACAAUAUAUAUAUACUUUUACAUUAUAAAAUUGAAAAAAGUACAUGUAUAUUUAAAUGAAGUUUUAUAUUUUUACAACAAAAUACACAUGUUUUUUCAUGGAGUAAAAAAAGAAUGGCCUACCCUUUUUUCAAAUAAAUAUCAAAUAUUCUGAGAGGCCUACAUUUUAUUUUGAGGGGUUAAGUUGUACAUCUGUUGUUUUAUUUAUUAUGUAUGUGUUAUUUAUUGGUGGUAUUUUUUGACAUUUCUU
Messenger RNA from Mytilus trossulus (common blue mussel), 3142 nucleotides. RefSeq lists its product as uncharacterized. NCBI's taxonomy places the organism in Eukaryota, Metazoa, Mollusca, Bivalvia, Mytilida, Mytilidae. The transcript is spliced from 2 exons. Bases 207 to 890 code for a protein of 227 amino acids. The record is from RefSeq and is a predicted model, not a curated record.